Messenger RNA from Paramecium pentaurelia, 1102 nucleotides. NCBI's taxonomy places the organism in Eukaryota, Ciliophora, Oligohymenophorea, Peniculida, Parameciidae. The record is from the annotation of a GenBank genome assembly.
CCAUGAUAAUUGAAGAUAUCUAGGGUAAUAAAAAGAAUAAAAAUAUUCCUUGGAUUGAAAAGUAUAGACCCUCUACAUUAGAUGAAGUAAUCUCUCAUGAGGAGAUAGUAUCUACAAGUAAGCAAUUAAGUAAUGUUAAACUUAGUUAAAAAAUUUAAUGAAAAAAAUAGAUUACCAAAUCUAUUACUUUAUGGACCUCCUGGAACAGGUAAGACAUCUACAGUAAUUGCAUUGGCUAAAUAGAUUUAUUAGAAUAAAUAUAAUUAAAUGGUUUUAGAAGUAAUAAGUAUUGUGAAUAUUAAUAGCUUAAUGCAUCAGAUGAAAGGGGUAUUAAUACAGUUAGAGAAACUAUCAAAGGAUUUGCAGAAUCUCAAUCAUUUACAUUCACAAAGGAUAAAAACACAUCAAUAAAAUUAGUUAUUUUGGAUGAAGCUGAUGCUAUGACAGCAGCAGCAUAAUUUGCAUUACGUCGAAGUAAAUAUCAAUUAAAAUUUUAGUCAUUGAAAAAUAUGCAAAAAGUACUAGAUUCUGUUUUAUAUGCAAUCAUAUAUCUUAAAUUAUUCCAGCUAUUUAAAGUAGAUGCACAAGAUUUAAGUUCAAAUAAAUUAAUUUAGAUGUGGCUAGUUCAAGAAUAAAAUAUAUUUGUGAGACUGAAAAUAUCCCAUUAGAUGAUUAAGCUAUUAAAUCUGUGUUUGAAUUAUGUUCAGGUGAUAUGAGAAGAGUUGUAAAUAUGUUAUAAUCAUUAUCUUUGUCUACAUCAAAUUCAAAUCUAGAAGUCAUUAAUUCCUAAUAUGUCUAUUAAUUUACAGGAAUGGCACAUCCUGAUUUAAUAAAAUAGAUUUUAGAAUAUUUAAUGAAUCCAUCUGAGAUUUAAAAAACAUAUAUGAAAAUAAAAACUAUUUUAAAUGAAUAAGGAAUAUCAUUAUAAUUAUUACUUACAGAAUUAAGUACAUAAUUAUUAGGAUUAAAUGUAUUAAAUGAUAAAUAAAAAUGUAAUAUUAUUGAAAGAAUGGCUGAACUUGAAUAUCGACUAUCCAUAUGUUGUAAUGAUUAAGUGUAAUUACUAUCUUUGAUUGGUAUUUUCAAUGAAGUUCUUUUAUGA